GAAUCAAACUUAAGUUUUAAAUGAUUAUAAAGAAUUAUUCAUUUCAUUACUGAUUUACAAUAACCCUAACAAAAGACUAUUCUCUCUUAUUAGCAAGAGAGUUUUCAGUUUUUUUAACUUUUAACAAAACGUAACAUUAAAAGAUAAAAAAAUAUUUUCUGGAAAAAAAAGGUAUUUCGUAUCAACUGAUAAAAUUAUUUUAAUGAAAAUAAACUUAGACCCUCCUGCCCCCCUUGAAUACUAAUUCACAGAUUUUCCCAUUGAAGUUAACAACAACAACAACAAUCAUCUACGUUUAACUAAAUUCAUUGUAAAGAAAAUGCCCUGUUUAUGGAUUAUAUGUAACUUUUCUAUUGUAAAUAAUUCAUAUCGAACACUUCCAACAAGAAAAUAUCCUCUGUUUUUCACUCUCAGCGUUUAAUAAUUAUCAAAGUGUUUAAACACAAUUAUGACUGUUUAUUACAUACUACUGUUAAAAUGAUAAAAUUUAGUAGUAACAACUUAUAAAUACACGAUAAUAGUAUUUCCAUAAUCAAGAACAAAAUUUUAUUCAGUACACUAACACACACACACACAUAAACACGAAGAACAUAAAGAAAAAAAGGUUUCAAUUAUUGAUAACAAUUGUAAAACGUCGUUUAAUGUUUCAUGCAAUGUGUUUCUUUAAAAGAUAAUUACUAUCAAACUAUUUACGAAAAUCGAAAAAAAAGAUGGAUGAAGCAAUAAAUGAGUAAAUCUAUAGGAUAUCCUAUUGUGAUCUAAACGCAUUUAUUGAUUAAUCAUGUCCAGUUAUCGUUGGCCACCAGUUCCUACAUCUGGACUUAAAUCACGAGAUCUAACUUCCAAUUAUUCAAAUGGAUAUCAAUCAAAUAAAAACUAUGGAAGUAGUGUUUCAAGUCCAGCAGUACAGUAUAAUUCAACGAAAUCACUGGGGACAACAUCUUAUCCAAAUUUUGGCACAAGUUAUACAUCAGAUAUUUAUGGUUCUAGAAAAAAUCGUGCAAGUUCUAUAACUGGUAAAAACGAUAUUAAUGAUUAUACAUAUGGUUCUGGACGUCAUUCAAAUAGUGGAACAGAUUAUUCAUCAAAUUUUUCAAGUUUCUCAAGUGGUCGCUAUCCCAGUGGAUCUAUAUCAUCAUCACGAGAUUCUGGUUCUGUAAAGGAUUAUAAUAAUUUGUCCAAAUCAACUGGUAAUUAUCAUCGACCAUCAGUUAGUAGUUUGUCUUCUUCAAUUGUCAAAGAAGAAGAUGAAAUAGAUGAAUCAAAUAAUAAUAGUUCAACAAAAUAUAUCGUUGUUACAAGUAGAGCUACUUCCACUGAAGAAAGUUCUCAAUACAAAAAUAAAUUAACUGGUAUAUCUACGACAAAAUCAGAAAAGAUAGAAAUUAAAAUGCCUCGUCCAGUAAAUAUACAUAAUUAUACACAAACUGGUGAUGAUAUAAUUCUACCCCCGACUAAAGUUUCAUCUCCCUUACCUAAUGGAGAAAAAGUUAGUGGUCCUCGACGUAUAAACAUCGGUGGACGAUACUUAAGACAAUUAUCAGGUAAUGAAGACGAAACACAGAGUCCUAAACCUGGUCGUGGUGGAUGGAGAGAGUCUGUUUACGGUGUUGAUUACUUAAACAUGUCACGUGCACAAACUCAACCACCAUGUUCAUCAAGCCCAGCUACUAAUAAUAUUACACCUAGUGAACAAAAACGUUUAGAACGUGGAAAAAUGCUUGAAGAAGAUUGGAAAAAACAAAUUCAACUAGAAAUCGAACGUGAAAAUCGUCGUCUACGUCAGUUGGAACGUAAAGCUAAAUGGGAAAAGGACGAGAUAAAAAAUCGUGAAUUAGAAGAAGAAAUCAAGCGUAGAAAACAAAUUGCCGCAAGUUUAGCCGAAAAAGAAGCUAAUUACAAGUCAGAUUUUCAUGCACAACAAAAUAAAGACCACCAAUCUGCACAAAAAUUGCCAAUAGCUAAAAAGUUUGAGACGAUUAUCUCUCAGGACCCAAUACAAAAGGUUAAUAGUUGGCGUCAGCAGAAUUCUCUCCAAGAGGCAGAUCCCCCGCAUGCUGGUGAAAUGGAUAAUUCUCAGCUAUGGGAUAUGCCACCGAAAAGCAAUAGUUCCGAUAUUGUGAAAUUGCGAUCACAAAAUAGACAGCCAAGUGGAAAAUCUGAUGCAGUAAGAUAUUCUCGAGAUUCAGAGGCUACUUUACGCCAAGACACACUCACAUCUUCAGUUAACAGUGCACCAGUAUAUGAGAACGGGGUAGCAAAUAGACGUCGAAGUUCUGCAAUGUCAGCUUCUUACUUUUCAAAGCAUACAGACAUUGACGAUAUAUUAAAAGAAAAUGUUUCAUCGAAGCAAGACAGAAAAACAUCUAAAGAUAUGCUGAAUGAUAUUGGUAAACGAAAAGAUUACUAUGCAGAUGGAAGUGGUGACUCUGACGAUGAUCAAUGUAAAAUUGUAUAUAAAUCAUGGAAAGCUAAAGAAGCAUUUCAAAAAAUGCCAUUUGAAUUACAAAAUUUAUUAAUGAAAAGUCAUAAACGACAAAUUACUAUACCAAUGUUAUUGAAUGUUUGUCGUAAUAAAAAUCAUGAUAGAAAAUUCACAGAUUUAGAAGAGAAAAAUUUUCGUGGUUAUCGUACUGUAGAUGAAUUACUAACUGAAUCUGGAAUCGACGUUAAGAAACUCGAAGAUAGUACACUCCAGCUGUACAAGUUCGGCCAGGCACAAUCCGAGUUUGGUUCAUACCUUGAUCUUGACUCUACAUUACAGGAGCAAUGGGAAGAUCUGGAAAUAUCUGCCGAUCAGGAGAACAGUGUUGUUCUUCGAACAAAGCUCGUUGUUCGUGUUAAAGCGAUCAUUGAAAAAUUAUUAGAUGCCAAUGGUCGAGAGUUAAAACGUUCGCUCUUUUCAUUAAAACAAAUAUUUCAGGAUGACAAAGACCUUGUACAUGAAUUUGUUACACAUUCCGGUUUAGAUUGUUUAGUGAAUGUUGGCUCUAGAUCAGAUCAAAAUAUACAAAAUUAUAUUCUUCGAGCUUUGGGGCAGAUUAUGCUCUAUGUUGAUGGAAUGGCUGGAGUCAUUGAACAUCCAAAUAUUCUACGAUGGUUAUAUUCUCUGUUAACGUCUAAGUUUCGACUUGUUAUGAAGACCGCGCUCAAACUCCAACUGUUAUUUGUUGACUAUGCCGAAAUGAAUGCAAUGAUUUUUGUUAAAUCUGUAGAAGCAUAUCAUGCAAAUACGCCUACUUCUGGUCGACCUUGGUCGUACAUAAUCAAUAUACUGAAUAAUGAAGCUAGUGAUUCGGAAUUAUUGAUCUAUGCAAUGACUUUGCUAAAUAAAACAUUAAAUUCUAUACCGGAUCAGGACACAUUUUAUGAUGUCACAGACUGUCUAGAAGAAAUGGGAAUGCAGAAAAUUGUUCAAUGUCAUUUAACAAAGAAAAACUGUGAUCCAGAACUAGCUGAACAAUUAAAUUUAUACGAAGCAAGUCUACGAUAUGAGGAUGGUGAAGAUUUCGAUGAAUUACCUUUACCGGUUAGUGGUCGUGAAAGUUUACGUCAAGGUAGACGUAUGAGUAGAGUACAGUUUAUGAAAACACCUGAAGGUGAAGCACUAUUAUCAUCUAUGCAUGCUUUACCAACUAGUCAAUCAAUGGCUAGUGAAAUGGAUGGAAUGCUUGGUCGGAAAUCAAAACGUUUUCAAUCAGUAGAAAAUUUACAAAAUAGUGGAUUAUCAAAAAGUGUUAAAAAUGCAAAUUUCCAUCCGCAUACAAAACAAACUGAACAGAAACUAGUCAAUGCUUUCCUGGCUAAAGAAGGCAAACAGAAUGAAAAUUUGAGUCGAGAUGAUAAACGAAAACCUGAAAUGAAUGGUUAUAUUGAUAAUUUAACAAAAAUUCAGUUAAAUCGUCUUACAUCCAGUGAGAAUGGAGAAACAACUCAUAAACUGCCACAUUUUGAUGAGUCUUUAAUCAAUGGUCAAGUAGAUAGUCCACAUUACAAUAAUUCUGUUGAUGUUGACAACAAUGAUGCGAUGAAGACGUAUCGUAUAACACGUUCCAAAGGAAUCUCGCUGGUGUAUGAUGAAGAAUUAAGAACUAUGGAAACUGGCACGUGUGAUACUUCAAUAAGUCCCACACUCCCAUACGAAAAUGAUAAUACCUGUGAAAAUCCUGAAAAGGAGGUUGAUUUAACCCAUUUAGACGUUACAGAUACAAAUUCAACAAGUUUGUUUACACUUGAAUACAUAAACUCGACCUUUGAUAUUACCGAACAGGAUGAAAAUUUAACACCUACCGAAUUAAACUCAAGUUCAGAUCAUCAGUACUCUAUUAAAGAUGUGGUACAUUUUACUUUUAAUGAAGAAAUCACCGUAGAAUCAGAUAGAAAGUGUACCUUAGAUACACAGAAUGGAAUGAAUCAAAGUGUUGGGAAUGAAAUAUCACAAAAUUCACAUGAUGUAUCUGUAAAUAAUGGACAUGUAGAAGAAGUGAAUAACAAAGAAUUUAAUACUCAAAAAACUGAAUCUAUGGAUGAUGUGAAAGGCAAAGCUAUCGUUGUACCCGAUAGUCCAAUUGCUGGAUCAUUAAAGAAUAAAAUAGAAGCACUUAGUCGUGCAUCACAAAAACAAUCUGAACAUUCUACACCGAUUAGUCCACCAUCAGUUACAUUAUCUAAUACAACUGGAACAGUGCAUUUAUUGAAAGAAAAACAUUCAUCAUUUGAAAAUGCUGAGGAACCGGUAAAACCUCAGCUACCACGUGAACGUACUGGUAAAAUUUUGUCGGUCAAAGAUCGUUUUGAAUCAGGGAUAUCAACAAAACCACCAAGUUCUCCUGGCUCUUUAGUAUCUCCUAAAAAGGUAACUACAGAACAAACAACUACACCAGCCAGUUCAAUACUAGGAGAAUCAGAAACUAAUGUGGAAACGUUUUGGCAACGUUGUUUGGAUAAAGUUAAACGACGGCCACUUCGUCUGAAAGAUUUAGACUUUACUGAUCUUGAAGCCGAAGAACAAGAGGAUGGUAAAGAAUCACCUAGAUUGCUAGGUCCUGGACCGCCACCACCACCAUCUUUUCGAGGUGGUCUUCCUCCUCCACCCCCACCACCUGGAGGGUCUGGUGGCCUACCUCCACCCCCUCCUCCACCUCCAACUGCUUCAGGAGGUGCUCCUCCCCCACCACCACCAGCUCCUGGUGCUAGUGAAUCUUCAAGUAUACCUUCGAACCUUCCACCAGCUCCUGGUACAGAGUUGCCUAAGUCAAAGAAAACUAUUCGUCUUCAUUGGACUGAAUGGAAACCAACUGCGAAAGAUUUAAAACUGAUCGCAUCAACUAAGUCUUCAUCAUCAUGUGAUAAACCAGAUAAAGCUACGGGUAUAGGCAGUAGAUUCACUUCUGCUUUAUCGAAUAACAAAACAAAAGAAGUGAAAAGGGACGUGAAAACUAUUGCAAAUGCUACAGUUUGGUCUGAAAUUGUUCCAGUGAAAUUAGAUCCAGAUUUUUUGGAAGAAACAUUUGAAAAUCGUUCAUCUGACAUAAAAAUAAAGAAACAAGAGGUGGCUGUCAAAAAAAUUGAAGUUUUAGACAUGAAACGUUCAAAUGCAAUCAAUAUUGGUUUAAAAGUUUUGCCACCACCGCGUACAAUCAGUUCUGCAAUUUUAAAAAUGGAUCAUUCAAUUAUAAAUAGAGAGGGUAUCGAGAAACUUUUAACAACAAUGCUACCAACAGAUGAAGAAUGUGAAGCUAUAAUGAAAGCAAAAGCAGAACAAGAUGGAUUACCACUUGGACAAGCUGAACAAUUUCUUGUUACAUUGUCAGCAAUAAGUCAUUUAAAGCCACGUUUAGAACUAUGGUUAUUCAAAUUGGAUUAUGAACAGAAUGAAAAAGAAAUAGCUGAACCGUUAAAUGAUUUAAAACAGGCUGUUAUAGAACUUAUCAAUUGUAAAACUUUACGGUAUAUUCUAUCCGUUCUUUUGUCUAUUGGGAAUUUUUUAAAUGGUUCAACUGCUAGAGGGUUUACGUUGGAUUAUCUAGGUCGGUUACCUGAAGUGAAAGAUACGAAAUAUAAGAAUAGUUUGUUACAUCACGUAUGCUCUAUAGUAUUGGACCAAUUUCCUGAUAGUACGGAUUUACAUUCGGAAUUAGGAGCAUUGUGUCGCUGUCAUCGAGUUGAUUGGGAUGAGUUACCGAAACGUUUGGAGAAACUAGAAACAGAUAGUAAACGAUCUUGGGAACAUUAUCGAUUAAUAUUCAGUUCUGAAAAAGAAUCAAAUAAAAAUAUCAAGCUUUCUGACUUUCUUACCGAUGCUAUGGAACGAGUGAUUUGUUUACAGAUGGUUUAUCGGCGAAUGUCUGCCAGAUUUCGACAUACCCUGGAAUAUCUUGGUUAUAGUGCAGCUAGAGCCUCUAGUACUUCAGUUGGUUACUUUUGUCGAAUUCUAGCUGAAUUCGCUCUGGAAUACAGAACAACUCGAGAGAAAAUUAUUGAAGGACGAGAGAAAAAAGCGUUAGCACGAGAACGCAAACGAACAAGAGGAAAAUUAAUUGUAGAUCUUAACACUAUAAUGGAAUUACAAUCAGAAGUUGUUCAAGCACAAACUGUUACUGGUUUACGAAAUGCACCAAAUGAUCUAGUCCAAUCGAAAGACGAUGCAGAACUUCGUGAUUUAUUACUUCGACCUUCGAAUGAAACUGACUCAGAUGCAUCAUCAUUUACAGCUACCAUUAGACGACGUCUUCAUACUCCUGGACCAGCUCCUAGAAGAUUAGCACCUCCAAAUCGAGGACGAAGUCCAGGUUUAUUAUGUGAAACAUCAGAUGCAUCAAUGGAAGCAUUAGAUCAAGAACAGGAUAUUCUGUUAGAUGCUUGUUUACGUGCAAGUACACCAUCUAUCAAUUCUCAUGGAGCAUCAGGACGACGUGUUCCACCAAAAGAUCGUAGAAGACCUACAGAUCGUUCAAGAUUUUCAGUCCGUCGAACUCUUAACAAGAAAUUAGCUGAAGAUGAUAUCAAAGCCAUUGAACGUGUGAUACAAGCAUCAGCAAAAACUUGAAUUAAACAAGUUUUGCUAUCCAAUAAACUAAAAUGUCUGCAUACAUGAAUAAAUGGACAAAUCUGCAUUAAUAUUACAAAACUGUGUUGUAAUGCAUGAAUAACCAUUUUGAAGAUGUCGAUGGAUAAAACGUAUUUUCUUUCUGUAUAUAGAAACAAACCUUUAUCAACUACCUUUUGUGUGAAAUAAUAACAAUCCUCUGAAUAUUGUUGAUUAAAACGAAAUCUUCUUUUCAUUUUAAACUCCAUAAAGUUAUUCCCAUCUUUGUACAUUGAUACAAAUAUACACAUAUACGUAUCACCGAGCAUAUACGAUGUGUGCAUAUGUACCUAAACUUGUUACAGGCAUUGUAAAUCUGGUAACUUACCUUUUUAGGUUAAACCGUUUGUUAUUAACCUAUCCUCAAUUGUAUAAUCAAAGUCUAAAAUUUAUCUCAAGCGAAUUCUAUUUGUAAUUCAAUAGCUUGGCAACAGACAGGAUACCGAAAUACAUCUCUCCAUUACAAGUCUUCUUCAACUCCCCUACUACAAUUACAUUUAUUCAUCACCUAUGUGAUAGUGACGUAAUCCUCCUAAAUGUUUACCUCAAAUUUCUUUUAUUCUACAAGAGUGCAA
This is a messenger RNA of Schistosoma bovis, 7662 nucleotides long. Lineage: Eukaryota; Metazoa; Platyhelminthes; Trematoda; Strigeidida; Schistosomatidae. The record is from the annotation of a GenBank genome assembly.